AGUGGCUUUGCACAGCGGCACACGCCUGAGAUCUGCGCUUCUCUGGAGGGAGGGGCAGCCUGGCACUGGGACAGACACCGCAUUUCCUCAGCUCUCUCUCAUUUCUCCUGUGUGUAGAGCAGCCGGGGGACUCAGCAUCCCUGCUGGGUGCGUCUAACAGCUCGGGGGAAAGGAAUCAUUCUCUUUCCUUCUAAUUAUUAGACGUCAAAGGUGGAUGAGAAGAAGCCGUCUUUGGCAGAAAUCUAGGAGGGGCUUGCCUGCUGGAGUGACUCGGCAGCGAUUGGUCGCUAUUACAAAGUGCUCUGCUGCAGCGACAGCCGCUGAGAAUCUGAGGAAGCCCCACCGGUGGACCUGCUGUCAGUUUAGAAACAAACGUCCUGGAAAGAAGUGGUUCUCUGUUACUUAUGAGGCAUGACAUAUAGGAAAUGUGGGCUGGGGUGUAGCAAUAAGCCAUUCCUCUAGGGAAUUCACAGGGAGCUGAAAGCAGAGCCAGGUCAUUAGACUCCAGCAGCAGCGGAGGCAGAGGCUUCUCCCAAAUGAAGAGAGAACUGUCCUGUCCCAGUAUGGCUUGUACCUUAUGGAAUGCAUUGUUUCUCCUUGGGCUUUUUUGGACAUCAUUUGCUGUGAGUGAUACCACUCAGCCAAGGUUACGCCUGUCCCAUAAAGAGCUCAGAGAUUUAAACAGAACAUCAGUUUUCCACAGCCCGUUUCUUGACUUAAAUAUUAUGUAUUUGGAUGAAUAUCAAGAAAGACUUUUUGUUGGAGGCAGAAAUCUUCUGUAUUCUUUAAGCCUGGAACAAGUCAGUGAAAACUACAAAGAGAUACACUGGCCAAGUACAGACCAGCAAGUUGAGGACUGCAGUAGAAAGGGAAGAGAUAAGAGUGAAUGCGCCAAUUUUAUACGAGUUCUUCAUCACUAUAAUAGAACCCAUCUUUUGGCAUGUGGGACCGGUGCAUUUGACCCUGUAUGUGCAUUUAUAAGAGCUGGACUCCGUUCACAGGAACACCUUUUUCAGCUGGAACCCCAAAAAUUUGAAAGGGGACGUGGAAGAUGCCCAUUUGACCCCAACUCUUCAGUAAUUUCAACAUUAACUGGUGGGGAGUUAUUUGUAGGUCUCUACAAUGAUUUCUGGGGAAGAGAUGCAACAAUAUUUCGGACCACGGGGCAUUUGCCGCCCAUUCGAACAGAACAUGAUGAUGACCGAAUCCUCACAGAACCUAAAUUUGUAGGUUCCUAUAUGAUUCCAGAUAAUGAAGACAAGGAUGACAAUAAAAUGUACUUUUUCUAUACUGAAAAAGCAAUAGAAGGAGACAAAGGAGUACAAGCAAUUUAUUCCAGAGUCGGGCGUGUCUGUGCAAACGACAUAGGAGGUCAGAGGAUGAUGGUAAAUAAGUGGACCACUUUCCUAAAAACUAGACUAAUCUGCUCAGUACCAGGACCAAAUGGGAUAGAUACAUUUUUUGAUGAACUUGAAGAUGUAUUCUUGCUGCAUACCAGGGAUAACAAAAACCCAGAGAUAUUUGCAUUAUUCAGUACUACCAGUAACAUUUUCAAAGGAUAUGCCAUUUGUGUUUAUCAUAUGGCUAGUAUCCGAGAGGCAUUCAAUGGUCCAUUUGCACACAAAGAAGGACCUGAGUACCACUGGUCAAUAUAUGAAGGAAAAAUACCUUACCCAAGGCCUGGAUUGUGUGCCAGCAAAGUGAAUGGAGGGCACUAUGGUACAACUAAGGAUUAUCCAGAUGAAGCUCUGCGCUUUGCUAGAAGCCACCCAUUGAUGUAUGAGUCAGUUAAGCCAACUCACAAAAAGCCAAUUCUCAUAAAAGCUGAUGGAAAAUACAACUUGAAACAAAUAGCUGUAGAUAGGGUGGAGGCUGAGGAUGGUCAAUACCACGUUGUGUUUAUAGGAACAGAUAACGGAAUAGUUCUGAAAGUCAUCACAAUUUAUAAUCAAGAAACUGAAACAAUGGAAGAAGUAAUUCUUGAAGAACUUCAAGUAUUUAAGGUUCCUGAUCCUAUAAUUUCAAUGGAAAUUUCAGCAAAAAGACAACAACUUUACAUUGGUUCAGCAUCCAGCAUUGUGCAAAUAAAGACUCAUCAGUGUGAGAUGUAUGGGACUGCAUGUGCGGACUGCUGUCUGGCUAGAGAUCCAUAUUGUGCUUGGGAUGGGAUAUCUUGUUCUCGAUACUAUCCACUGGGAUCACACUCCAAAAGACGGUUUAGAAGACAAGAUGUUCGUCAUGGAAACGCAGUUCAGCAGUGCUUUGGACAACAGUUUCAUGGAGAAACACUAGAAAAGACUGAAGAACACCUGGCAUAUGGAAUAGAAAACAACAGUACUCUUUUAGAAUGUAUGCCUCGCUCUUUGCAAUCCAAAGUUGUCUGGUUUGUGCAAAGAGGACAUGACACAAGGAAGGAGGAGGUAAAAACAGAUGAAAGAGUUGUCAAAACAGAUUUUGGACUUUUGUUCUUCAAGCUGCACAAAAUGGAUGCUGGAAUAUAUUUUUGUCAAACAGUUGAGCACAUGUUUGUUCACAUAAUCAGAAAAAUUACUCUUGAGAUUGUGGAUGAAGAGAGGGUAGAUGAUAUGUUUCACAAAGAAGAAGAAGAAGAACCAGUUGCAAAAAUGCCUUGUCCUGUGCAGGCGCAUGUUCCACAAGCAACAAGGCCUUGGUAUAAGGAGUUUCUACAACUCAUUGGUUAUAGCAACUUCCAUAAAGUUGAGGAGUACUGUGAAAAAGUGUGGUGCACAGACAGGAGAAGGAAAAAGCUGAAAGCGCCACAAAAUAAAUGGAAAUAUGGAAAUCCACAGGAACGAAAACCAAAAGUGAAAUCAGAACAUUAUCGGAUACCAAGGCACCUUACUGGACUAUAAGCAAAUUCCCUCACGGUUAUUAUGCAGUGAGUAAUUGUCACCUCGCAAAAAAUAAACUUAUAUACAGUGGAUAUAAAAAGUCUCCACACCCCUGAUAAAAUGUCCUGUGCUGUACAAAAAUGA
Xenopus tropicalis (tropical clawed frog) is the source of this 2996-nucleotide messenger RNA. RefSeq names its product semaphorin 3E (gene sema3e). The transcript has 17 exons. Gene Ontology annotation, molecular function: neuropilin binding; semaphorin receptor binding. The record is from RefSeq and is a predicted model, not a curated record. Gene Ontology annotation, cellular component: extracellular region. Lineage: Eukaryota; Metazoa; Chordata; Amphibia; Anura; Pipidae. The coding region runs from base 537 to 2873 and encodes 778 amino acids.